GUUUUCUAUUCUCUUCUGGUGUUGAAUGUCAUUCAUUUGAUUUUCAUUGUUAUCGUUUCUUUUUUUCCAAUUAUCUAUUUUAAUCUAAUCAAUUUGAAAUAAUUAAUUUCUCUUUUUUGUGCUCUGUUAAUUGUUGCAAAGAGAAACAAUUAAUUUCGAUUGGAAAAGGUAGAGAGAUCUGUGUGUUUACCAAUUAAACGCCUUUCUCGCCUCUUUCUGUUGUCGCUUCUCUUUCUCUUCCUCUGUCUUUUUACUGUUAAUCUCACCAACGAGUGUCCUGAAUGUCACCGAUCUGUUAAAAGUCAUUGGACAUUUUUCUUUGCAUUUUUUUCUCUUUAAUCAAUUUAAAUUGUUUUACCUGUGCUGUGGAUAUUCAAUACAUUUAGAUUAAUUUGAUUUCUAAUAUUCCAUUUGAUUGUAAUAGUGUAAUUUUCCCAUUUUUCGGCUCAUUGUUACUCAGCCUCAAGUAAACAGGUAGUAACCGUUUUUUUUUCAUCAAUAAAUAUGAGUGAUUAUUGGCUUAUCUCAGCUCCUGGAGAGAAAACAAUUCAACAAACAUGGGAGGCUCUAAAUAAUGCUACAAGUAAACAAGAUUUAGCCAAGAACUCUAAAUUUCCCAUUCCAGACCUUAAAGUUGGUACUUUGGACACACUUGUUGGACUCUCUGAUGAUCUGGCUAAACUUGACACUUACGUUGAAAGCGUUUGUCGUAAAUUAGCAACUUGUAUUCAUGAUACCCUUGAGAACAAGAAUGACAACAUAAACGAACACUUAAAAGCCAAUGGUCAAGAAUUAAGCAAAUAUUUAACACAGUUUCAGUGGGAAAAGGCGAAAUAUCCAUCACAGCAAAGUCUUAAAGUCCUUUACGAUAUAAUAAACAAGCAGCUAUCGCAAAUUGAUGCUGAUCUCAAGACAAAAUCGUCGGUUUAUAAUUCGUUGAAAGGUACUUUACAAUCGAUGGAGAGAAAACAAACUGGCUCCCUUCUAGUCCGAAAUCUUGGCGAUAUUUGUGAAAAGAAACACUUUGUUUUGGGCUCGGAAUAUCUCACAACCUUACUGGUUGUUGUGCCUAAAGCAUAUUUCAAAGAAUGGAAUGCAAAGUAUGAGAAAAUUACCGAUCUUGUUGUUCCUCGAUCAUCUGAGUUGAUCUCUGAGGAUAACGAACACGGAUUAUUCACAGUUACAGUGUUCUCUAAGUGCAUCGAUGAUUUUAAAACUCGUUGUCGAGAACACAAGUUUAUUGUUCGAGAUUUCCAAUACAACGAACAAGAGAUUGCCGAUAGUAAGAACAUGCUUGCUAAAUUAGAAAUAGACAAGGAGAAGAAGUUACAAAAUCUUCUAAGAUGGUUAAAGAUCAAUUUCUCCGAAACCUUUAUCGCUUGGGUCCAUGUUAAAGCGUUGAGAGUUUUCGUCGAAUCGGUUUUACGUUAUGGACUUCCAGUCAAUUUUCUUGCAGUACUUAUACAUCCUAAUAAGAAACAACAAAGGAAACUUCGUGAAACCUUGAACAGUCUCUAUUCUCAUCUGGAUUCAUCAGCCACCGGUGGGCCAGUUGAAGAUAUUCCCGGAUUGAAUAUGGGCCCGCAAGAAUAUUAUCCAUACGUUUAUUUCAAGAUUAACAUUGACAUGUUAUCUAAUCCAUAAGGUUCUUGUCGAAAUGCUGCCCAUAAUGAUGGAGAUUAUCAAAUAUUAAAUGGAGAGACAGAGAAAGAAAGAGAAAGAGAAAAAUUUACCCUCGAUGAUGAUAAAUCUGCACAUACAUAUACAAAUACAACAAUUGAUUCCUACGGAAAAAAAAGUUAACGUUGAUUCCGGUUGUUUUGAGGAUGAAUUUUAAACAAGUUUAAACAAGCUGUUAAUAUAAACACAAUUAACCCAAAUAUGUGAACCAAGUUAGUCAAAAAUUAGUUUUCAAGUCUUCAAUGUUUUCCCGUUGGACGAUAAAUAAGACAAAGAAAACAAGCGAUCUUUACAUUGAGUGACCUUUAAUUUCCUUGGUGGGCAUUUAAGGUCAAGAUAAUUCCCGUUUCUUUUUUUGCUUGAGACAAUUUUUGUUCCCAUUAUUUAUAAUCAAGUAUGAAAACAAAUUACAAUUACAAACAUAUACACACACUUAUAUAUAAAUAUAUCAGAGAGAAUGAGUUAUAAUGAGUUAAUCUACAAACUCAAUUGAAUUGUUUUAUCGAAUUGUUUUUCCUUGAGAAACAAAUAUCUUUUGUUACUCUUUACCCUGUUCUUUGUUUUCUUUGUUUACAAUCUAUUUCCGAUUUAUAUAUAUAAUUAUUUCCCAAUUAUAAUUCCAAUCAAUAUUAUACACAAAGAAAUGAAAAAAAAAAUAUAAUUGCCAAACGAAUGUAUAAAAACUCAGAGACACAGAUUUGGAUUUUGGAAUCUGAAGAUAAUCGAGAAUCAAAAAUAAUAAUCACAAAUAAAAAUGACUCAUAAUCAUGUUGUUCUUUUUAUGAUGA
This is a messenger RNA of Panonychus citri (citrus red mite), 2468 nucleotides long. RefSeq names its product V-type proton ATPase subunit C-like. Gene Ontology annotation, biological process: proton transmembrane transport. The coding region runs from base 505 to 1644 and encodes 379 amino acids. Lineage: Eukaryota; Metazoa; Arthropoda; Arachnida; Trombidiformes; Tetranychidae. The record is from RefSeq and is a predicted model, not a curated record. Gene Ontology annotation, molecular function: proton-transporting ATPase activity, rotational mechanism. Gene Ontology annotation, cellular component: vacuolar proton-transporting V-type ATPase, V1 domain; lysosomal membrane. The transcript has 3 exons.